UAAUAUGAACUAAGCAGUUGCACGUGUUAAACGCAAUACCUAUCAAUUUUUGGCAAAUUAAAUAAUAAUGACUAAAAUACCUAUGUUUAUAUUUUCAUGGUUUUCCCGCCGUAUUUAUCGAUGAUAGUAUGAUACUAUGAUGGACAUUAUAGUCGGAUAACGAAUACUUAUUAGUUAUUACUUAUUACUUAAUAAUAGGUACAUACUACUAUGUCCAAUAAAAGUUAUUUUGAUUUUUCCUUGUCAUUUGUUCGGUUAUUAUUACUUCUUCUUGUUAUAAAUAUUAUAAUUAAUUAUUUUUAAUUUUUUACAUUCGUUAUUCCGAUUAGUUAUUCUCACUGUCGAAUUUAAUAUGGCGAAUCACAUUAACUUUAAAAAAUAUACUGAUUUGCUAUAUAAUUAUGAUGGAUCAAAAAAUAAUGCAACUUCAACACCAGUUUAUGGACCUUAUGAAAAAUUACACCUCAGUGAUUGGGGUCAAUCCGAUAUACAUCACGAUAUUGUGCAGGCCUUUGAUGAAAUUAAUAUUAAACAAAUGAAACCAAUACAACAGAAUUCAUUUUUAUACUUGAUGAAACAUUAUAAUACGGCAAUGAUUGGUUUUUCAAAAGGAAAAUCAGUUUCUUACUUAGCAAGUAUUUACUCUUCAAUUAUGAAAAACAGUGAAGAUAAAGUGAAAAAUACUGUCAUUGGGCCCAAAGCUAUUAUACUUAGUAGUUCUUUAGGAUCAUGCUCUGUAUUAGAAGAUUUAUCAAAAAGACUUUUUUCUUCGACUAAUAAAAAGAUUAAUAUUGUUGUAGCAUAUGAGUCUAUUUCAGUACAACACACAAUAGCAGCUUUGUGUAAUGGAUGUGAUAUUUUAAUUGCUACUCCAACUGGCCUCCAAAAUUUACUUACUCAAACAAAAAUAUUUAGUUAUUCAAAUUUAAGACAUUUUGUUUUUGAUAAUAUAGAUCUACUGCUGGAUAACUAUAAAACUAUAAUGGGUUAUCUUUUUAAAAUUUUAAUUAAACUUAAAGAAAAAGAAAAAUAUAAUAUACAAUUAAUAUCUGCAUCAGUCAGAUGGAAUGAAGAAGUUGAUACAUUUUUAAACCAGUUGUUCCUGAAAUGGCAAUAUAUUUUUGGAUCUCCCCUAGAAGCUGCUCGUUAUAUGAAAAUAGGAUUUAAUGUUGUACACGUUAAGGAUGAUAAACUCGAAAAAAUAUUACAGUUCUUAAAAAAUAAUAUAAAGUGCAGUCAAAGUGUUUUGGUUACAUCUAAUGUUGAUGAACUCUGCAUAAUAUCUAGUUAUAUUCAACAACAUAGUUCUAGUAUAGAGGUAUUGGUGCCAUGUAAAAUGAGAAUUUCUAAUGUUUAUACAUUGCAAGAAUGGAAUAAGCCAUUAGAAAAAAAACAACGUUUAUUAAUUUGUAGUGACGAUAUGUUAAUUGAUUUUUAUAUUGUUGAUGCUGAUUGUUUAAUACAUUAUGAUAUUCCUGCUGAUAAACACAAAUUUUCAAUAAGAUUCAGUUUUCUACAAAAUUCUAACAAUGUUCUUAAAAAUAAAGACCAGAGUACUUAUAUAUUUUUAAGUAACAAUAUUAAAGACAUGUUGCAGUUGCCAAAAAUAGUAGAAAUCAUGAAAGUUUUUGGUAAAGGUGAAGUGGAUCCUAUUUUACUGAAACAUGCCAAGAAUAUCAUUGACUCUCUAGAAAAAGAAAAGAUAAAUUGUGUUUUCUGCAGCGAAAUACAACAAUUUGGUUAUUGUUCUAAACCUAUGACAUGCCAGAGUCGUCAUAUUUUAUUCAAGGAACAUGAUGAACCUGGUGUUAACAUUCCUAGAUCUGGAUUAGCUAUUGUAAAAAUUUUAAAAGUUUAUGAUGCAUCUCACAUUUCUGCUAAACUUUUAAAAGUGAAUAAUACAAAUAAUCUCAAUGAUGAACAACAUUGGUCAAAUGUAGUGGACCAUUCUGAUGUCAUUAAUUCUAAGCUCAGUUCUUACUUUUCAAAUAGGAAUUCUGAAGUUCUUCAUGAAAACCCUAACCCUGGAGAUAUAGUUGCUGUAAAGAUUAAUAAUUCUGGAAAUAUAAUCAAUACUGAAUAUUUCAGGGCACUUGUUAUCAAUGUAGUUGACAAAAAUACAAAAAACCCUAAAGUGAGGGUUAAGCUAAUUGAUGAAGGAUAUGUUGAAACUAUAUCGAAAUGGAAUGUAUUUUUGUUACCUGAUAUGUUAAGAAGUAUACAUACUACUACUGUCGAUAUGUUUUUGGCAUCCGUUAAACCAAUUGGCUUUGAUAAAACAUGGUGCACCCAUGCUAACAAUCAUGUUGUAAAACAUUUGAAGGAUGCUAAUAUUUGCAAUAAUCCAAUUAUUGUUAAGAUUAAAAUGGCCUUAGGAACUACUAUAUGGAUAAAAAAACUAUAUGAAAAAUAUUGGGAUUCAGAUUUAAAGAAAUAUGGCUUUGGAGAAAUUUUGCCUGAGGUUUUAUUUAAUAUUGGCUACGCUGAUAUAAAUUUUGAACAUAUCGAAAAUUUAAUAGAAUUCAGUAUUUCAGCUGGUAUUGCCACGCCACUCCAAUUAAAAAUGAAUGUUGAGGAUAAUAAAGAACUCAGCAUAGACGAAUAUAUGUCAAUUUAUAAAUUGCCUCAACCCCAAUGGGCACAUUUGGAGCAAAGUAUCACUUUAGUAACUGUAAAAUGUUUUAUCAGUCCUAAACUGUUUUUUGUUGAUAAUGUCAAGUACUAUGAUAGACUUGGCGAUCUUCAACUAAUGAUUGAUAAAUAUGUAGAAGAAAAACAGCCAGCAAAGUUAAAACAUGUUAUUAGUGGAGCAAUUUGUUUAGCUAAACAUCCUCAAACUAAUUUGUAUAACCGCAUUAAAAUUAUUGAAAAAUGUGGUAAUGGAAUUGUUGAAGUUUUUUUUGUGGACACUGGAGAUUUUUUUAAUAUUAAAUUACACUUAUUGCUUAUAAUACAUCCAGACUUAAUUACUUACUUACCAUUCCAAGCGAUUGAAUGUAGUUUAAGUGGCAUUAAAGAUAUAUUACCUACAGGCAAUGAGCUAAAUGAACUAAUUGAUUAUUUAUUUGAUAUGACUGAAAAUCAAUUAUAUUUAAAAGUAACUGACACUAUUUCAUCAACAACGUUUACUGGCGGCAGUCUCUAUGAAGUGAUUUUAUAUGAUGAAGAUAUUAAUAUUAAUUUAAAGUUUCAGACUAAAUUCAGUCAAUAUUGUGAUCACGCUAAAAUGUCUACAUUUUUAAAUUUAAUAAACAAUGAAUAUAAUGAAGAUAUUAUUGUAGAUAACGAUAAAGAUAUUCCAUAUUUUAUUGAUGAAACUAAAUUCGAAAUUGAAGAUAUGAAUUCUAAUGAAUUAAAAAUACAACAAGAAUUUUUUAAAGAAUUUGGAACUGCUGUUUUUGGAGAAGCUUAUGCAAAAAUGUUUGAAAGUACAGAUCAAAAUAUUCAAGAUGUCAAAAAAGAAGAUUCUUUAACAAUCACAGAUAUAACACCAUUAAAUGAAAGUGAACUUCUAAAAGAUUACACUAAUGUUGAACCAUUUAAACCUAAUGAAAUUAUACCCACUGGUAAUAUAACAAUGAUAAAGGAUAAUGUAUCUAUGCUAAAUAAUUGCAAACAGGAACGUAGGGAAAAACGACGAAAAAUUUGUUUGACAUGCAAUACUAAUAUACAUUCAAUCGUUCCUAUAUGCACUUGGCAUCAAGAUAGAAAUUUUAUUUAUUUAAAACUCAAUAUUCUUGAAAUAGAUGAUUUUAAUUUGGAUAGUACAAUGGAAAGUAUUAAGUUUAAAUCUCAAUUCAAAAAUUUUACAUAUAUGUUUUGUGUUAGGCUUUAUGGAUUUAUUAUGAAUAAAAAUAUAAUACAUAGACAUAAUUAUGAAGGUUUCUAUAUCAAAGCUGAAAAGUUGUUCAAAACAGAUUACAAAUGGCCACAGUUGUUUUUAUGUAGUAAACAUCAUAAAUAUGUGAAAUAUGAUACAGAACACAUUGAAAUUAAAGACUUUUCCAUCUGGAUAAAAGCCAUGAAUGGAUUUAAAUUAAAAGCCAAAGGUGUUCCUCUAAACUUAUUGGAUAAUGAAAGUUCUAAUAGUGAUUGUUGUAGUGACAGUGAAGACAACUUUGAUUUUGACGAUGAAAAUAAUUUAAUAUAAUUUAAGUUUUAAUGUUAUAUAUUAUCUUUUUUGUUAUUGUUAACAAGUUUUUAAGUUAUUUUAUUUUAAUUCUAAGAUGACCAGUAUAAUGUAUACCUAUAUUUACGAAUAAAUAAAUAAAAUUAUAACUAUUUAUCAA
Molecule: messenger RNA, 4289 nt
Organism: Rhopalosiphum padi (bird cherry-oat aphid)
Lineage: Eukaryota; Metazoa; Arthropoda; Insecta; Hemiptera; Aphididae
Gene: fs(1)Yb
Product: putative ATP-dependent RNA helicase TDRD12
Exons: 23
Coding region: 353-4150 (1265 amino acids)
Biological process (GO): germ-line stem cell division; transposable element silencing
Molecular function (GO): ATP binding; nucleic acid binding
Source: RefSeq, a predicted model, not a curated record